AUGACCCGCGCGCAAGGACGGGAGAUGAUGCAGCAGGAUGAUGACUGCUGCUGCUGGACCGCAACGUGUUCCUUCGCUGCUCACCACGGGCGGUUGUCGUGCAUUUGCAGGAGGGCCGGGAAAGAGGGACAUGGGCCGCGGAGUCGGACCGGCGGAAAAGCCGGAGCCGCAUGCGGCGGGAGCGGCGGCUUCCGCGAGCUGUACGACAUGGACGCGGAAGACAACCUGGACUCCGCAGCCAUUCACAUCUGCAUGUGCUGCCGCUCCUCCGCGUGCUACUGGGGCUGCCGAUCCGCGUGCCUCGGGACCCUCGUCGGCCAGGCUCCAGGGGGGGUCGGGAUCCGCGAGACCCACUGUCCCCCCAGGGAGCAGCUGUGGGUGGACUGCCUCUGGAUCAUCCUGGCCCUCCUGGUCUUCUUCUGGGACGUGGGCACGGACCUGUGCCUCGCCAUGGAGUACUACCAGAGGCAGGACUACCUCUGGUUCGGCCUCACGCUCUUCUUCGUGCUGGUGCCCUCCGUGCUGGUCCAGAUUCUGAGUUUCAGAUGGUUCGUGCAGGACUACACGGGAGGGGGGCUCGGGGAGGUGGAGGGGCUGACCAAGAGGGGCGCGGUGGCUUUGGGGUGCCUUUAUCCCGGGAAGGACCGCCUGCAGCUGGCCACCAUUUGGCUGUGGCAGGCCACCAUACACAUCCUCCAGCUGGGACAAGUGUGGAGGUACAUCCGGACGCUGUACCUGGGCAUCAUGUCGCGGCGGCAGAAGGAGCAUCAGCGGCGCUGGUACUGGGCGAUGAUGUUCGAGUACGCAGACGUCAACAUGCUGCGGCUGCUGGAGACCUUCCUGGAGUCAGCGCCUCAGCUGGUUCUGCAGCUCUGCAUCAUGAUCCAGGAGAACCGGGCCGAGACGCUGCAGUGCAUCUCCUCCCUGGGCUCCCUCCUCUCUCUGGCCUGGGUCCUCGCCUCCUACCACAAGCUGCUGAGAGACUCUCGGGAUGAUCAGCGCUCCAUGAGUUAUCGCGGCGCCCUCCUGCACCUCUUCUGGCGCCUCUUCACCAUCUCGUCUCGCGUCCUCUCGCUCGCCCUCUUCGCCUCCCUCUUCCACAUCUACUUCGGCAUCUUCGUGGUGGUGCACUGGUGCGCCAUGGCCUUCUGGGUGGUGCACGGAGGCACCGACUUCUGCAUGUCCAAGUGGGAGGAGGUGCUGUUCAACAUGGUGGUGGGCAUCGUGUACAUCUUCUGCUGGUUCAACGUGAAGGAGGGACGCACUCGGCACAGGAUGGUGACGUACUACAUCGUGGUGCUUUUAGAAAACACCAUCCUCACAGGGCUGUGGUACGCCUACAGAGACCCGGCGCUGACCGACUCCUACGCGGUCCCAGCGUUGUGCGGCGUCUACCUGACCUUCGCUGGUGGUGUCCUGGUCAUGCUGCUUUACUACGGCUUCCUGCACCCGGCCACCGCUCAUCACCACCCGAGUCCCGCCUCUUCCUGCUGCGCUCAGCUUCUCUGGGGUCUCCCUUUGCCUCCAUCAGCUCCUCCCACCGCCCCGCCCACCCCAGCUCACAUGACCAAGUCCGAGACGGAAGAGGAAGUGGCCGAGUCGUGUCUUCCCGUCUUCCAGGUGAGGUCGGCGCCCAUCACCUCCAAACCAGAGGGCCCGCUGAUAAAGAUCGACAUGCCAAGGAAGCGUUACCCAGCGUGGGACGCUCACUACGUAGACAGGCGCCUGAGGAGGACUAUAAACAUCCUGCAGUACAUCACGCCGGCCGCAGUGGGCAUCCGAUACCGAGACGGACCCUUAAUGUACGAACUGUUGCAGUACGAGUCCUCCUUCUAACACAUCAGAAGCACCAUAAAAAGACACGUGGAUGUUGAGACUUAGAGGCACGCACAACGUCACACUUGAUGUAAGCACACAAACACAAAAGCAAUCACACUUUUAUGCACACACACGAACACAUUCCCCCACGGCCAUGACUCAGCGAUCUGCUUCAGCGCGAGUCCAUCUCUUCCCGUCUCUAUUCCCCUCUAAUCACUCUCCAUCUCGUUGGUUUGGUGUCACGCGUUCGCUCUCUCCGCUGUGAUCAAAAAACGACAAGAAGUUUUAAAAUAUGAGCGCAGUUCCACCCUUUGACCACCGCAUGCCGUUUACGUUGCGUCGCUCACACUUUCUCGGGUUUCAGGAGAAUACAAAGACGUAAUGAAAGAACAAACGUCACUUUGAAUAAAAAGCGUCUGUGAACAUGUUCUUAGUCUAGUCAAAAGGUAGUGUAUAUAUUUUCUAUGUGAAGAUCGGGAUGUUUUUUAUGUACCGUGGGACGCAUUGGGGUGGAGCAGAGCAUGAUGGGAAAGAUGGAGAAAGAGCGGGAAUUGGCAUUUAAACUAAAGCUGGGCUCAGAGAAUAGUGACACAUUUUGGGAAAAACCUACUAAUUCCUAUCCUAAAAUGAUGCUAACACUUAAGCGACACUAAAAAUGAGAAUAUGAGAAGUUGAAGCAGCUCAAAAUUUGACUAAAUAGCUCUAAAAGAAAAAGUAUAAUCCUAGCUCAAUUACACGCAACUCAAACAAAUGACAGUAUCGAUAAAGAAGUGGUUUCCUGCCUGAAAUAUAAAGUACAUUACAUUGGCUACAUGGUUAGAUAGAUGAGAUAUUGGACUCUCUCAACACCCUGUGCUAAAGGGUUAGCACGGAGCUAGAGAUCUACUGAGAACAGAUGAUGCUACGGGUCUUAUUGCUAAACAUGUACACUAGUCAAUGUGCCAAUCUCUUUCCAAUCACAACACAGCGGCAUCGUCAUCCCGUGUUCGUGG
This is a messenger RNA of Trematomus bernacchii (emerald rockcod), 2810 nucleotides long. It is a transcript of the gene xkr6a, whose product is annotated as XK-related protein 6. The record is from RefSeq and is a predicted model, not a curated record. NCBI's taxonomy places the organism in Eukaryota, Metazoa, Chordata, Actinopteri, Perciformes, Nototheniidae. Gene Ontology annotation, biological process: apoptotic process involved in development; engulfment of apoptotic cell; phosphatidylserine exposure on apoptotic cell surface. Gene Ontology annotation, cellular component: plasma membrane.